AUGCCGGAAGUAACUCAUCAUGAGCAGUACAUGCUGCACGUCACUGCAGGUCCUACGUACAACGUCAAAGACCAUCAAGAUGUUCUCGUCAACACUGAGAAGCCCGUGAACAUCUCCUCCGACCUGAUUGAUGCAAAGAUUCAUAUGCGCAUCCAGGAAUACCGCGGUACCUAUCCUAUAAUCCACCUGUACCACACAUUCCUUACUGACCACCUCGAUCCAGGUCUGCCCAAAGGCUCGCCAAAAACCUCGCCCUACUUUGAAACCCCACAACAUAAGUACGACCGCUACUCGAUAUCCUUCUCCUUCACGCCCAAGGAAGACAUAAAGGGCGACAAACUCGUUUUCGGCAACGACUUCGACCACCCGAUUCGCGACCGCUUACCCCCGCUAUUCGACAAGGCGUUUGGCAUCGUGAAGUGGUGGAUUGACCCUGGUCUAGACGGCGAUGUGUACGGCGACGAACCGUAUCUAUACGGCGCGCUGCUCAGCUCCAUCAAUGUGUUGCGGAUAGGCGACAAAGGCAGCAAGCAGGAUGAGGCAAAGACGGAGGAGAAGAGCAGCAGCGAAGCCGAGCCAGUGGUCUACACCGAAGGCGCAUUCGGCUCGGGCGAGGCGAUUCGCAAAGACCUGCACCUCCCACCCACCAGCGCCGCGCGCCAAAAACACUUCCUCGCCGAGCAACACCGCAAGGACUUUACCUUUGAAGCCGGCCGCGAAUACCAAUGCGACUUCUUCAACCCCUACCUCGACUUCAACGAGUUUGCGCUCAAAAUCGGGUACGGACUGCCCGCGAUAAGCAUCAUCGGACACUGGGAUGGCCAGCCGCUACGAUAUGUGCUCAAGAAUCGCGAGACGGAUAAGGAGCUGUUUGUGGUGGUUAUUGAGCUGCUGCCGACGGAGCAGGCGAAGAAGGAGGGGGCGCCGGUGCCGGAGGAGAAGUUUGAGGAGGCGCAUGGGAAGGGGAAGGACGCGGGGGAGGAGAAUGAUGAUCUUGAUUGA
Parastagonospora nodorum SN15 is the source of this 1002-nucleotide messenger RNA. RefSeq lists its product as hypothetical. Bases 1 to 1002 code for a protein of 333 amino acids. The transcript is spliced from 2 exons. The record is from RefSeq and is a predicted model, not a curated record. NCBI's taxonomy places the organism in Eukaryota, Fungi, Ascomycota, Dothideomycetes, Pleosporales, Phaeosphaeriaceae.